CCCAGCCAGUGGGCGGGGCCAGUGACUCACCUGUCGGCUGCUGUUGCUGCGGGGCCUCUCUCCUGGCUGCCUCCUCGGGGGCUCCCUGCCUUGGCGCCGCCGGGAGGAUGAUGUCUUCCCCUUCCUCCUCUUGCGGCCGCCAGAGCGUGCAGGUGCCGGACGACGCGGACUUCGCCGCCUUCCGGCGGGAGUGCCAGGCCGAGGCCGGCUGGAGCCUGACCCACAGCAAGGCCGGCCUCCUCGUCUGGGUCCAGCACGACGGGCCCGGCCCCGACAACGCCCCGGCCGCGGCCCCCGGGACCCUCCAGCGGAUCAAGUGCAGGAUGGACUGCAAGGAUGUUUCGGCAGAGACCCUCUAUGACGUACUCCAUGAUAUCGAGUACAGGAAAAAGUGGGACACCAACGUCAUUGAGACCUUUGACAUCGGGAAGCUGACUGUCAACGCAGACGUCGGGUACUACUCCUGGAAAUGCCCAAAGCCCCUGAAGAACCGGGACGUGAUCACGCUGCGCUCCUGGCUGCCGAUGGGGGACGACUACAUCAUCAUGAACUACUCGGUCAAGCACCCCAAGUACCCUCCCAGGAAGGACAUGGUGAGGGCCGUCUCCCUCCAGACCGGCUACUUGAUCGAGGGGAAAGGAGCCAAAAGCUGCACCCUCACCUACCUGGCGCAGGUAGACCCCAAAGGCUCUUUGCCAAAAUGGGUGGUGAACAAGUCCUCUCAGUUCCUGGCGCCGAAGGCCAUGAAGAAGAUGUACAAGGCUUGCGUGAAGUAUCCGGAGUGGAAGCAGAAGCACAACCCGCACUUCAAGCCCUGGCUCUUUCCGGAGCAGAACGCGCUGCCCAGCCUGGCGCUCUCAGACCUGGCCAUCCAACACGCCGACUCCCUGGAGAACAUCGACGAGAGCAGCCUCUCUGAGACCAAGGACGACCGGGCCGACGGCAGCGACGAAGACAGCGUCAACUGACCGCUUCGUGACGCCCGGGGCCCCGGCUGACCCUCUGCUGCAUUCGCCCACCUGGGCUUCUUCUUUGUCUGUGUAACUUGCCGUUUGUCUUUUCAAAACAACAAUGAGAAAGAGAGAGAAGAAGGUGCUGCCUUCCCUUGGUGUCAUUCGCACGCAGAGCCUGGGCAGGCGGAUCCCUCCAAACCCAAAGUCACAGGGCUAGUUUCUGGUGGAGAGGGAAACCUUCAGCUGGCUAGAUUUUAUAAAUAAAGGUACCGCUGUAAGGCUCUCUUCCUCAAG
Messenger RNA from Sceloporus undulatus (fence lizard), 1247 nucleotides. RefSeq names its product StAR related lipid transfer domain containing 10 (gene STARD10). The transcript has 6 exons. NCBI's taxonomy places the organism in Eukaryota, Metazoa, Chordata, Lepidosauria, Squamata, Phrynosomatidae. The record is from RefSeq and is a predicted model, not a curated record. Gene Ontology annotation, molecular function: lipid binding. Bases 108 to 968 code for a protein of 286 amino acids.